AUGCUCGAUCGCUCAUCCGACUCGUGCGACAGCGAGAACAGGGUUUCACGCAGCUCCUUUGUCUCGGUACACUCUUCCACGACGUGCUUCGUCCCAUCUUUUUCCGCCCACAUCGAUGCCGGCAAAACCACCCUCACCGAACGUCUCCUCCACCUCACCCACGCCCUCGGCGGCAACACCUCCAGCACCAACAACGCUCUUCCAGGCGACGUCGAUUCCGGCAGCACCGUCACCGACUUCCUCGAACAGGAGAGACAGCGAGGUAUCACCAUCCAAUCUGCCGCUGUUGGUCCCGUGUGGUGGCCUCCCGCGUCGCCUCAGGGGGUGGGGAUAACGCUCGUCGAUACACCAGGUCACAUUGAUUUCGGGAUCGAAGUCGAACGAGCGCUUCGCGUGGUCGACGGAGCAGUUGUCGUGCUAGAUGGUGUGGAAGGGGUCGAAUCUCAGACGGAGAAUGUGUGGUUCCAGGCAGCGAGGUAUGAUGUGAAGGCGUCGAUCCUUUUCAUCAACAAGUUGGAUCGUAUGGGUGCUUCUGUAUCUCAGUCUCUGCGAAGCGUCAUUCGGUCGGGGAUGCAUUCGAGACCGCUCUUGUUGCAGUUGCCGAUUCCGGUCAGUGGCAAAGACGAGCCUGGGAUAGCAGGCUUGGUGGAUUUGAUCGAGAUGCAGACACUCACUUUUGCAGGCAAAGCAGGGGAGACAGUCACGCGCAAACCGCUCAAGGAAGGAGACGAGAUGUUCGAAGAAGCGAAACAGGCGAGACACGCUCUGGUAGAAUGCUUGGCUUCGCUGGACGAUCAGUUGCUGGAAGAGCUGUUCAGCUUGCCGACGGGCUCGAACGAAGAACCGCACGGAAAGAUGCCGGCAGACUCGUUGAAGAAGGCGAUUAGGAGGCAGACGUUGGCAGGUACCAUUUUGCCCGUGCUGUGCGGAUCGGCGGCCAAGAAUGUUGGUGUUCAGCCAUUGUUGGAUGCCAUUGCAGAUUUCCUGCCUAGCCCCGUGGAUAAGCCAGAUGUCGUCGGUACCGUCGCCUCUUCUCCUUCCUCGUCGACACUUUCGAAAAGCACUUCGAGCAAAGCGCAGAGCACCGACUCGGUCUCCGACUCAACUGCAACGAGUGGCGAGGAGGUCUCAGUCUCUCUGACCAACAAACGUACCACCGCUCUUGCCUUCAAAGUGGUGCACGACAAGCGUCGAGGUCCCACCACCUUCGUCCGUGUCUACUCCGGCACACUGCAACGCUCCACCGUACUCUUCAACACCACCACUGGAGCGCGCGAACGUCUCUCCCGUGUGCUCUUCCCCUUUGCCGAUCAAUACGUCGAGACGUCCACGCUGCGAGCUGGUCAAAUCGGCGUCAUCCUCGGUCUGCGAGACACGCGUACCGGAGACACGCUCGUCGACAUCUCCACCACCUCGAACACCCCUUCGAAAUCCACACCUCGUGACGACAAGGCCGCGCUCGACUCGAAUAGCGUAAAAUCGCUCCGUCUGAAACGAGUCCACAUUCCACCCCCGGUCUUCAGCAUGUCGCUGGAACCAGCAUCCAAGUCGGACGUCGAUUCGGUCUCGGAUGCGCUCAACUUGCUUAUCCGUACUGAUCCUUCUUUGAGGCUGGACGAGUCGGGAGAAGGUACCACAGGUCAGACCGUGCUGAGCGGGAUGGGAGAGUUGCACCUCGAGAUCGCAAAGGACAGACUGGCCAAUGAAUUUGGCGUCAAUGCUCGGAUGGGUGCCGUGAGGGUGUCGUAUCGAGAGACGCUGGAUGAGGGGCUGGGAUGGGUGCAAGUCGAGGAUGUGGUGGAAAGGGAGUUGGCGGGCAAGAAGAUCAAGAUAGGUGCAAAGAUCAAGGUGAGGGCGCUGGAAGAAGAGGAAGGUCGUUCCGCAGGCGGCGCUGAUGUCACGAUGUUUGGGGGUAAUGUGGUGAAUAUCUCCUUCACUGAGGGGGUAGAGAAGGAUGCAGGCAUCGAUGUGAAAGCUAAAGCGGAGGACGAGGGCGACAUCAAGGCCUAUCUUGCAGACGCUCCUUCUCGGCAAACCCGCAGCAAGACCACUUCAAAUACCCAGGCGCAAGACGCCUCGACCUCCGGCCUCCCGCCAGGCAUAGACCUCGCCACGGUGGAGACAAUGUUCAAGACAGGCAUGGUAGCAGCGCUGUCCCGCGGACCGCUCACCUCGAACCCUCUGAUGGGUCUCGAGAUCCGGAUCUCCAACAUUGAAAUGUUUGGCGAACUCUCAUCAUCCGCCGCCAUCUCCUACCUUCUCUCCCACCUCGUCCGAAAAGUCCUGCGUACGGAAGCAAAGAUCAACCCGGACACCGGUCUCCCCACCUCCACACCAGCACCGCUGACAACGCUCAUGGAACCGAUGAUGACAACACGCAUCACCGUACCCGCCGCACACCUAGGCAAGGUGAUCAACGACAUCACCGCCGAACAGAACGGAUUGGUGCAGGACGUCGUCCACCAAUCGCAAGGCUCUUCGUCCUCAGAGUCGGCCGACACGCAAGACGAGGUGUACAUCCCGAACCCGACGCAGAAUCGAUUCGAGCUGCAAUCGUCAGCUGCGAGCUCCGGUGCAGCUGGCAAAGGCGCCUCUUCAGCGGCCGGCGGUGCGGAGGGGAAAGCAGAGAUCCAUGCGGUGGUGCCGCUGGCGAAUUUGGUGAGGUACUCGUCCAAGCUGCGUGCGUUGACAGCUGGGGCAGCGCAGUUCAACAUGCAACUGCAGGGGUUCGCGAAGGUGUCCAAGCAGAGACAGGCCGAGAUUCUGCAGGAGCUGGGUCGAUAG
Molecule: messenger RNA, 2784 nt
Organism: Pseudozyma hubeiensis SY62
Lineage: Eukaryota; Fungi; Basidiomycota; Ustilaginomycetes; Ustilaginales; Ustilaginaceae
Exons: 2
Coding region: 1-2784 (927 amino acids)
Biological process (GO): mitochondrial translation; ribosome disassembly
Cellular component (GO): mitochondrion
Molecular function (GO): GTPase activity; GTP binding
Source: RefSeq, a predicted model, not a curated record